This is a messenger RNA of Schistosoma spindalis, 1242 nucleotides long. The record is from the annotation of a GenBank genome assembly. Lineage: Eukaryota; Metazoa; Platyhelminthes; Trematoda; Strigeidida; Schistosomatidae.
UUUUGUUCCUAAUGAACUGAAUUUAGUCUUAAUACUUGUUGGAAAGUCUGUGUGGGUAUUAACCUAAACAAACAUAAUGAACUACAACACUUAACAUUUUGACCUCUUACUCCUCAAUAUUAUUGUGAUGUAGAAAUGUUUCGUAAUCGAUACUUAAUACUAACACUCACCCUAUUUAAAAAAACCAUAUAUAUAUAUAUAUCAAGUGUUGUUCAUAUAAGUCAGUCUUAUUGUAUCCUUUAUGUUACCGUUUAUUCCUCAGCUUGGCAAAAUCUAUCGUUACUAGAUGAAACUAACAUCGAAAGUGAUGAUAAUCCUUAAGAAAUCAUAUCAUUAUAUAUAUAUAUAUAUAUAUAUAUAUAUAUAUGCUCAAUAGCGUAAAUAAAUCACGAAGAAAGAUCUUCAUCACCCUUAGUUCGAAAAAAGGAAAAAAAAUGCUUAGUAAUUUAAAAAAAAACAAUUUUGACAUGCCAAAUUUAACACUUCAGUUACAUCAAACAAACAAACAAUAACAACAAAAGAAAACACAACCUAAAUAUAAUGAGAAUCUUUAUGCGUAGGUGAUUAUCUUCCGAUUGGUUAUUGUUUGAAAUUAUAAUUUUGACAAGGAAUAGAAAUAAAGCAUUCAAAAAACACAAUGAAACAUCAAAUAGAUAAAUAGUUCCUUGACAAAAUAUUUACAAUUACGGAAGAAAUAUUUCCUCUAAAAUAUCACCUGGUACAUAUUUACUUAAUUUUGUUUUUAUUUGAAGUACAAUUUUUAAUAUACAAAACAAUAAUUCAAUAAAGGAAAUAAAACUACAAGAAGAAUGAAAAUUUAUUACAUUUUAUUAAUAGUUUUAUAUCUGUUUGUAUUAUCUACUGGACAUAUGGAUGAUGAUAUAUAUCAGUCAGAAAAUGGGCUAUAUCUUACAUAUCCUUACAUGUCAGAUGAUCACAUGAUAGAUAUUCUGGAUAGUAAAGCAAAACACUCUGCGUUUGGAACUAAACAAAAAUGGUAUCCAAAUGAUCUAGAAAAUUUAGAUAAGAACAAGGUGUUUUAUGUCCAUCGUAGACGAUUCACUCGUCCAUAUGGUCGAUAAACACAAACAGAAAUGAAUAAUAAGUGAAAAUCAAAUCAGAAAUUGUUCAUUAAUUCUUUCUUUUUUAUGAAAAAUGACGAAAUAUAUUAGUGGGUUUUCUGCAUAAAUUCAAUUGAAGAUGUGUAUUUAUUAUAAUGAAAUAAAAUGUUGAUUCAUUCGA